AAGCAGUCGGUCGACACCUUGAGGGCAUUCCUCUUUGCCCCGACGCAGUAUAUAAAUCUACUAGGGCCAAGGUGCCGUAUUUCUCCUGGCACCCAGUCCAACCACAAGGACGCCAACAAGACAAACACCCAGAAAAAAAAAAGAGGCACAAUGGUGAGCACACCAGCUCCCCCCGGCCGGGCCCGCAGGCUAGCCGCCGCGGCCCUAGAGGAGAUGGGCAUCGCGGCCCUGGCGCGGGCGCGGCCCGACACCAAGCUGCUGAUGGUGCAGCGCUUCGUGCGCAUGGCGGCCUACGGCUCGUCGACGCUGGUGCUGCUGCCGCACCUGCGGGCUCUGGGCGCGUCCGAGGCCCGCUGCGGCGUCUUUCUGUCCCUCACCCUGGCCGGCGACACCCUGCUCAGCCUGCUGCUGACCCUCGUGGCCGACGCGCUCGGCCGCCGCGCCGUGCUGGCCGCGGGCGCCGCCGUCAUGGCCCUGUCGGGCCUGGCCUUUGCGCUGUCCGGGUCCUACUGGGUCCUGCUGGCGGCCGCCGUGCUCGGCGUCAUCUCGCCCACCGCCAACGAGACGGGCCCGUUCAGGUCCAUCGAGGAGAGCGUCGUGGCCCAGCUGACGGCCCCCGCCGACCGCGCCGACGUCUACGCCUGGUACAAGCUCCUGGGGCUCCUCGCCGUCGCCAUCGGCAUGGCCGGCGGCGGCUGGCUGGUGCAGCUGCUGCAGGACCGGGGGUGGUCCGAGGUGGCGGCCUACCAGGCCAUCUUCGCCGGCUACGCCGCGUGCGGCGCCGUCAAGUUCGUCAUGUGCCUGUUCCUUAGCAGCCGGAGCGAGGCACAGCCCGACGACCACGGUGGCCACAACGAGGCGGAGGGGGAGAGGGAGCCCCUGCUUGGGGCGCAGGGCGAGGGCCGAGCCGACGCGGCAGGUCCGCAACAGCAGCAACAGGAGCAGCGGCAACCUCCCAAACCUCGACGAAAAGGCCUCUUGGCCCUCCUACCCGAGAUUGGCCGCGAGAGUCGCAUCGUGAUCAUCAAUCUCUGUCUCUUGUUCUCGCUCGACUCGUUCGCGAGCAGCCUCGUGUCCGUCUCCUGGAUCAGCUACUUUUUCAAGUCGAGGCACGGCCUGGAGCCCGGCGCCCUGGGUUCCAUAUUCUCCAUCACCAGCUUCAUCAGUGCCAUCUCGAUCCUGGUGGCUACCUCGCUCGCCAGAAGAAUCGGGAACAUCAACACCAUGGUGUUCACGCACCUGCCGUCCUCGGUAUUCCUCGCCCUCAUCCCGCUCGGCCCUCUGCACCUCGCCCUGUUCUUCCUAAUCGCCCGGCACUGCACCGCGUCCAUGGACGUGGGCCCCCGCUCCGCCUUCCUGGCCGCCAUCGUGCUGCCCUCGGAGCGGACGGCGGUGCUGGGGAUCCUGAACACGACCAAGACGAUGAGCCAGAGCCUGGGGCCCCUGAUCACCGGCGUCCUCGCCGACCGGGGCUUCUUCUGGGUCGCCUUUGUGCUCGCCGGCUCGCUCAAGGCCUCGUACGACAUUGGCCUGCUGGUGCUGUUCAAGAACCACGAGCGGGAGAAGGCGGAGCUCGAGAGGCUCCUCGAGGGCGCCGACGGGAACGAGAGCGCAGGCGAAAACGGCGGGCAUCGCGGGGGUCCAGGGGCCGCCGAGAGGGCCUAGGCAGGUAUCGAGACCUCUUUGGCGGCCCUGUGCGACGACUUGUGGACAGCGAAGCGUUCUGGGUCCUGAAAACUAAGUAGCCACCGGGGGAUAGUAAGGAUCACGGAGAGGCCUCUUGCAGAGUCUGCUAGAAGCAACACGCACACGCCCCCGUGCGGGUCUUGAGAAGGCGACACAGCCUCUAUGGCAUCAUGGCCGAUAAAAAUCAGGCAGAAUUACUCCGUGGUACGGCCAAGUGAACGUGGGCAUGAAAAUAAGCGCACGUCGCGGCUAAUUAAGCUCCACCGAGACAAAACCUUAUGCAUGCGGACACCGUAUGAGGCCAGAUCCUCUGGUCGCGUGUCAUCAGGAGAUAUCGGCAGACGACGCGGCUGUGUAAGAGCAAGACCACCUCAGCCUCAGAGAAACAGCUUUCAGAUGAUGGGAAGUGGCGACGGGGGCUUCAUUAUCCAUAGCAGCACGCAAGCAGCCACAGGCAUGGCUCACUAAACCAACUUCGGGGAGAAUAUCAUGGCUAGAACCGUCUAGAAACGUAUAGAAACGCCUAGAGGCAAACAUGAUAGUCUUUGACAUGCAUA
Messenger RNA from Gaeumannomyces tritici R3-111a-1, 2243 nucleotides. RefSeq lists its product as hypothetical. Bases 151 to 1665 code for a protein of 504 amino acids. Gene Ontology annotation, biological process: transmembrane transport. Gene Ontology annotation, molecular function: transmembrane transporter activity. Lineage: Eukaryota; Fungi; Ascomycota; Sordariomycetes; Magnaporthales; Magnaporthaceae. The record is from RefSeq and is a predicted model, not a curated record. The transcript has 2 exons. Gene Ontology annotation, cellular component: fungal-type vacuole membrane.